AUGAAACUUAUAAAGAAUUUCAGUGGGAGUGCAAAAAUUUACAAGAAUGUCUCAUUAAAUUCUGUUUUAGAAGUCCAGCACGAUGAUGAGCAGAUAGAGGAAAAGCAGAAAUCUCAAGGCAAACUCAUUAAGGAAGCCACAUUCAAGAAGAAAAGUUCAACUGGUAAGAAAAGCAGUGAGUAUGCUUCAUCGGAGACAAAAGGUGUCAGUAAAAAACAUGUUCCUUCCAAAAAAAGGCUUCCGAAACCCGCCUCACAUGGGAAGAACUUGAAGCAGACUUUCGACUUCCCUGGUCAGAUUGAAAACGAUACAAAAAAGAAACCUGAUAAAGCUAAAGAGCACAGAAAAUCAUCCAGCCCUACCAUAUCUGAAACAAAGAAAGCUAAGAUUCCAGCUAGAAAGAAAUGUGAGAAAACACCCAACAAUAAGUCACCUGGUAAAGGUGACCGAAAUCCAGCUGGCAAGAGGUAUGAGAAAGUGUGCCAUCGUAGCUCCCCCAACACGAAAGAAGACAAAAUCCAGACUAGAGAGAAACAGAAAUCACCCAGCCAUCGUAGUUCAUCUACUGUGUCUGACAAAGCUCCAGCUUCUGGGAAGCCUUAUGAAUGCAAUCAGUGUGGGAAGGUCCUCAGCCAUAAACAAGGACUCCUUGACCAUCAAAGAACUCACACUGGGGAGAAACCGUAUGAAUGUAAUGAGUGUGGGAUAGCUUUUAGCCAAAAGUCCCACCUUGUUGUACAUCAGAGAACUCACACUGGAGAAAAACCAUAUGAGUGUGUUCAGUGUGGCAAAGCUCAUGGUCAUAAACACGCCCUCACUGACCAUCUAAGAAUUCAUACUGGAGAAAAGCCCUAUGAAUGUAAUGAAUGUGGGAAAACCUUUAGACACAGCUCAAACCUUAUGCAACAUGUAAGAUCUCACACAGGUGAGAAGCCUUAUGAGUGUAAGGAAUGUGGCAAAUCCUUUAGAUAUAAUUCAUCUCUUACUGAACAUGUGAGAACGCACACAGGUGAAAUACCAUAUGAAUGUAGUGAAUGUGGCAAAGCUUUUAAGUAUAGUUCAUCCCUGACUAAACACAUGCGAAUUCAUACUGGUGAGAAACCAUUUGAAUGUAAUGAAUGUGGGAAAACUUUUAGCAAAAAGUCACACCUGGUUAUACAUCAAAGAACUCAUACAAAAGAGAAACCUUAUAAAUGUAAUGAGUGUGGAAAAGCCUUUGGACAUAGUUCAUCUCUUACUUACCAUAUGAGGACUCAUACAGGUGAUUGUCCCUUUGAAUGUAAUCAAUGUGGUAAAGCCUUUAAGCAAAUUGAAGGCCUUACUCAACACCAGAGAGUUCAUACCGGGGAGAAACCCUAUGAAUGUGCUGAAUGUGGGAAAGCCUUUAGUCAAAAGUCCCACCUCAUCGUACAUCAGAGGACUCAUACAGGGGAGAAACCCUUUGAAUGUAAUGAAUGUGGAAAAGCCUUCAGUGCAAAAUCCCAACUUGUUAUACAUCAGAGAUCCCACACUGGAGAGAAACCCUAUGAAUGUGAUGAAUGUGGGAAAGCCUUCAAACAAAAUGCUUCUCUUACCAAACAUAUGAAAGUUCACUCAGAAGAGCACUCUCAUGAGGAAAAUUGAUUCCUCUCAUGUAGGAAAUCUGACAACUGACUGGUUUGGUUUUGUUUAACCCUAAAAGAUGUUCUCAAUUUGAUGAAUAUUUGAAAAUCUUUUUUAGGAAAUCACUACUUGUUAUACAUGAGAGCAUUUGAAUACGAUCUUUACAUAAGAGCAAUGGAUGGUAAUAAAAUUUCAACUUCAUCCUAAA
Messenger RNA from Peromyscus eremicus (cactus mouse), 1810 nucleotides. RefSeq names its product ZFP37 zinc finger protein (gene Zfp37). NCBI's taxonomy places the organism in Eukaryota, Metazoa, Chordata, Mammalia, Rodentia, Cricetidae. Bases 1 to 1623 code for a protein of 540 amino acids. The transcript has a single exon. Gene Ontology annotation, biological process: regulation of transcription by RNA polymerase II. Gene Ontology annotation, molecular function: DNA-binding transcription factor activity; RNA polymerase II cis-regulatory region sequence-specific DNA binding. The record is from RefSeq and is a predicted model, not a curated record.